Messenger RNA from Moneuplotes crassus, 1510 nucleotides. The record is from the annotation of a GenBank genome assembly. NCBI's taxonomy places the organism in Eukaryota, Ciliophora, Spirotrichea, Euplotida, Euplotidae.
AAAAUGAUAGAGAGAAGCACCUCCAGUACAUAUGGAGACUUAAUAAAUAUGAGGAAGAAGACGAGAAACCUGCCACUAGGAAUGUGUGAUACCUUUCAGCCUAAGAGUUAUCAGCAUAGCCCGAAAGUCCUAACUGGGAGUUACUCAAACCACAGGUUUGUUAAAGGUAAAGGAUUAGUAUCUCCCUACCAGACACAUAAAUAGUGCUCUUGGCCUAGGAAAAACAAUCGAGAGAGAUUCACAAAGGAGAUAUCAGAUGAAUGGGCUUACUUCUUUCUGUAGAGAAAAGCUUGGACCAAUCAAGAGAGUUGAAAUGAAGGAUAUUAUGAUUGAAAAGCAACUGAAAAGACCGACUAAUCUUUCAACUGCUAACUUACAAAAGCGAUUUUCGAAAAAUAGCACUAUCAAUAAUCGUGGAAAUAAAAACAUAAAGAAAUUGAUUCCGACAAAUUCAACUGUGAAGUUAGAUUCUCUUGAGCAUAAAUCACGUCUUGAUCUUAAUUUCUUGAAGAAAAGCAGAGACGAGAGAAAAUAAGAACAAUCUGAAUCUAGGAAAGCCAAGAAAUGGGUCGCAACAGAAGUUGUACCACAACUCAACAUCUCCACUGAAAAAUUUAGAUGGAAAGGGAUCUAUUUCUCAUGAAUUCUGGUUUGAUUCCAAUCAAUGCCAAAACUCAUGGGACAAGGUUACUGAGUACAACACUCUAGUCAGUCAGCUCAUGCGUGAUCGAGAGAAGGAGCUGAAGCGCAGCAAAAUUGAGAAUUUGAAAUAAAAUGCUAAAUAAUCAGAUCAAGGCGAAGAAAGAUAGGCUCAAGGAAGUAAAUUCACUUAAAAUUUUGGAAAAAUAAAAAUGUAGAAUUCUUAGCGGAGAAAGCUAGAAUGGAGGAGGAAGACGAGGCUAAAUUACUACGUGAAAAAAUGGCACUUGAGAGAAAGAUGAUAGAGAAACAAUUAAGAGUGUUCAAGUCUAAAUAAAAUGCACGAGGCAUCUGAAAAGAAUCGUGAGAAAGCCCUUGAGCUCAAGCUACAUCAAAAGGAGCUGCAAAAGUCAGAGAUUGAUAUUUUAAACGCAAAGCUUCAAUUGACGAAGAAGCUCCAAGCCACGCAUGAGGAGAACAGGUUGAUCUCUCUUCAGCAUAAGAAGGAAAAGGAGCUGGAGAAGCACAGAGAUUUAUUAGCCCUAAAGGAAUACAGCAAGGUGUUGGAUAAGGAAGAAAAAGAAAGAAGGAAAAGUCUCAAGCAAAGACAAGAGGAGGUCAGAAGGAAAGUGCAAAGAGAGGUUAGCUUAGUGGGAGUUACAAGAGACCAAAAAGGAGGUAAAUGUAACUCAAAUAGUGAACUAAUGUCACUAGAAGAGCAUAAGCUUAAUAGACAUAUAAUUCUGUCACUAUCUAAUCUAAAGAAGGAUCCUCAGCUGAUAAACUUGCAGAAAUUAGGUCCUUUCUAACUCAAGCUCUUUCUCGCAUUCCCUGCUGGGUGCUAAUCUAUAAUUAUUUCAACAAUUAGUUC